UCCUCUCUACUCCCACUUACAAGCCCCUACUGUGAAAUGGAGAAGUACUGCCUGGACUCUGUUUCCAACAUCUCAGAACAGCACGGCAUGUUCUGUAACAUCACAUUGCUAAACGUCACAGGAAAUGACUCUGGGACCAAAUCCAUCGAGGACCUCCUACUGGAAUUUCUAGGGCCGAAACGCUCUCCCGUCUUCCUCCCUAUCACCCUGGUUUACCUGCUCAUCUUCUUUUUUGGUGUGUCUGGCAACCUUCUCACAUGCGCAGUGAUAUCCAAACACAAGAAGAUGCGUACCACCACCAACCUGUACCUGUUCAGCCUGGCUGUGUCGGACCUCCUGGUGCUCCUCUUUGGGAUGCCCCUGGAGAUCUACGACAUGUGGCAGAACUACCCCUUCCCUUUCAGCGAGGGAGUCUGCUACUUCAAGAUCUUCCUCCUUGAGACCGUCUGCUUCGCUUCCAUCCUAAAUGUGACAGUGCUGAGUGCGGAGAGGUACAUCGCCGUGGUCCAUCCACUAAAAAUACGCUAUGUCUCCACCAACAAGCAUGCCAAGCAUGUCAUCAGUGCCGUAUGGGUGGUGUCCCUGGUCUGUGCCAUCCCCAACACCUCCCUGCAUGGCAUCUACUACUUGAAUCUCCCGGAGAAGGUGGCAGAGUCAGCCAUAUGCAGUUUGAUAGGGGCCCCGUGGAUCUAUAACCUGGUGAUCCUGAUCACCACUGCGUGCUUCUACAUUGUGCCCAUGACGGUGAUGAGCGGUCUGUACCUGGUGAUGGGCAUCCAGCUGGGCAGGGAGCGACACCUUUCCCAGGGAAUGAUGAGGAAGAACUGUAGCACCAACUCCAACUGGAGAAUACACGUAGAGCGAGGGCGUAGGAGACAAGCCACCAAGAUGCUUGCUGUGGUCGUGCUGGUGUUUUCCAUCUGCUGGGCUCCUUUCCAUAUCGACCGGCUCUUGUGGAGCUGCAUCAUGCAGUGGUCUGUCUGGACAGACCUCAACCAAACUGUGUACCAGUGUGUGCACCUCCUUUCCGGCAUCCUCUUCUACCUCAGCUCUGCAGUCAACCCCGUUAUCUACAACAUGCUCUCCACACGCUUUCGGGAAUGCUUCUGGGAUCUUAUCUGCACACAUACGAAAGACACCGCCUCUAGAAAAGACUGCCCACCCUUCGCCAAAAUCCUGCUGGUUCCCUCUGGCCCAGUUCCUAAAUCCCAGGCCAGUCCCAGGGACCAGAACUCCCUCACCCCCCUGUUAUCUCCAUUUGGGACUGGGAGCAUAGAGAUCACAACACUGACAUGUGAACAUUCCUGUGUGGUAGACUCUGACUUCACUGCUACUGCUUUUUAAUCAUAUUUAAUAUUUAAUGUGGUAGUAGAUAUGAUGCCCUCUGUCAGGCUGUGGAUUUGACUAAUGAGCAGAUGAUGCAUUGUGCACAGCUGGAUGAUCAUUAUUUCAUGAGGUGAUCUGUGGACUCAAUUGUGAUCUGUUAUUAAAGCAACAUAAAUCCUCAUAGCAGACAGAUGUAUCCGAAAACAACUGAUUUAGGGGUAUGUAAAUGAGAGACUUGGUUGCACUUGAUAAUUCACUCUGGUGAUUGAUUAUCAAAUAUGAUUGGUCUUCUCAUAUUGAUCUGUGUGAUAUAUGGACUAUGUGAACUGCAGUUACAGUAUUUAUCAUCCUUGUGUUUCAUAACCACCUAUUCCAACCCGUAAUUUAUUGAGUGUAUGUCAAAACUUCUCCAUUUCUCCUGGUCAAAGACAUUGAAUGUACGUAUGUAGCACUGCUGUCCUUUGACCUAGACAUUUUAUGUAAAUAUACUGUAAAUCAAUUCAUAAUUAUUGCCUUUCUAUGAAAACAGCAAAACAUGAAUGAAUUGCUUGAUGAGUAUUUCAUGAAUUGUUUACAAUGUCUGCAACAGAAUGUGUAUUACAUUGAGAAUGUAUCGUAUGAGUCUCUUGGAGACCCUAACAACAACAACAGCAACAACAACGGUAGUCUGUUCGACCAUCAAUGUGUAAGUGGCAGUAGUAUAAUGGGAACCACGAUGAGGCUUCUACAAAAGUUGAUCCUGAUUUCACAGCAAGUUGUUCCUGAUUUCCCUGCCGCCCCACAUCUGGGCCAAGACUGUAUUCUUGUAGAGUGUCAAUGAUGCAGAGAAUCCAUCAUAAGAGACAAUUACAGCACUUAGACCAUUUGAUUAAAGAUUCCUAGAAGCC
Oncorhynchus masou masou (cherry salmon) is the source of this 2213-nucleotide messenger RNA. RefSeq names its product neuromedin-U receptor 2-like. Gene Ontology annotation, molecular function: neuromedin U receptor activity. NCBI's taxonomy places the organism in Eukaryota, Metazoa, Chordata, Actinopteri, Salmoniformes, Salmonidae. The transcript has 2 exons. Gene Ontology annotation, biological process: neuropeptide signaling pathway. The record is from RefSeq and is a predicted model, not a curated record. Gene Ontology annotation, cellular component: plasma membrane. Bases 37 to 1344 code for a protein of 435 amino acids.